GAGAGCGACACGCCGAUGACAUUUCGUACGACGCCAUUUUGAAAACUCAUACAGGCGACAGGCUUAUACCUUCCGGUAGAUUGAAUCUGUCUCUUUCUUCAUUUGGUACGUAUCGAUAUCGAUGCGGCAUUUUUCUACUUUUCGUGGAUAAAACAAUAAAAAAAAGCCUAGCAUAAAACUAGCAUAGGAUUUAUUUCGGUUUGUUAAAAAUUGGCUAGUAUCAAUUUUGUGUGUGAAUUCAAUUGAAAAAUCAGCGGUGGAUCGAACGAGCAAUCCAUAAAAAAUGGCUAAAAAGCGAACCGACGACCGAAAUGGUGAAAAUGUGGAAGGUGAAGAGCCGAAUUUCGAGGAUCCAGAGGAUUUUGUUGAUGACAUUUCCGAUCAAGAAUUGUUGGGUGAUUUGCUCAAGCAGCGUCCCAGCGAAACGGAUGGCGUUGAAAAUGUGGUGAUUGUUGACAACAUCCCAAAAGUGGAUCCAACGCGUCAAGAAAAGUUGAAAACUGUCGUUCACAAGUUGUUCUCAACAUGCGGUGAAAUCACCAACGUAUUCUAUCCCGUUGAUGAGGAGGGCAACACAAAAGGCUAUUGCUUUUUGGAAUACAAGAAUGCGGAAAACGCUGAGGAAGCGGUGAAAACGUUGAACAACCAUCGUUUGGAUCGAAAGUUUACAUUUUCCGUGAAUUUGUUUACCGAUUUCCAAAAGUAUGAGCAUAUACCGGAGAAUUGGUCACCACCAACACCGCAACCAUACAAAGUCCAAAAUGAUUUGUACACAUUCUUAACCGAAUCAGAUGCAUACGAUCAGUAUUGUGUGGCUGCCGAAGGACCACAGAAUGGUGUUCAAGUGCAAUUCUGGCAAAAUACAUUACCUGAGCCAACAAUAUUGGAAACAAGAGAACGUUUCACCGAUACCUUUGUGAAAUGGUCACCACUUGGUACGUACAUUGUCACGUUCCACAAACAGGGUGUUGCCAUUUGGGGUGGUUCAACAUUCACCCGUAUCAAUAAAUUCCCACAAGCUGGUACACAAUUUGUUGAUUUUUCGCCGUGCGAAAAAUACUUGGUCACCUAUGGUCCAACGGCAACCGGUCAAAAGAUUAUCAUCUGGGACAUUCGUACCGGUCAAGAGAAGCGUUCAUUUGUAUCGGAAGGUGGUUCAAACAAUAUGUCAAUGUUCCGUUGGUCGCACGAUGAUCGUUAUGUGGCUCGUAUGGGUGAUGAAGCAAUUCAUGUCUAUGAGACGCCUAGCUUUUAUUUAUUGGACAUGAAAUCGAUUAAAAUCCCAAAAUUGCGUAACUUCAGCUGGUCACCAACGGAUAACAUUAUCGCCUAUUGGGUGGCCGAACAGACCGAUGUACCGGCCAAAGUGACACUUAUGAAAAUACCAAGAUUGGAGGAAAUCCGUAACAAAAAUCUCUUCAAUGUGGCCGAUUGUAAAAUCCAUUGGCAAAAGAGCGGCGAUUAUUUGUGCGUAAAAGUUGAUCGUUUCUCAAAAUCUCGCAAAGAUAAAAAGGAUUCGGACGUUAAAUUCUUGGGCAUGUUCUAUAACUUUGAAAUAUUCCAUAUGCGUGAAAAAGAUAUCCCCGUCGAUUCGGUGGAAAUAAAGGAAUUGAUUUUGGCAUUUGCAUGGGAACCGAUCGGCACAAAAUUCUCCAUCAUUCAUGGUGAAUCGAGCAGCGCUAAUGUUAGUUUCUACGAAGUGAAAAAAGGACAAAAGAUUAGUUUGGUCAAGAAAUUGGAGAAGAAACAGUGCAGCCAUCUGUUUUGGUCACCACGCGGUUCAUUCAUUGUGCUGGCCAAUUUGACAAUGGGCACCUUUGAAUUCGUUGACGCCAAUAAUGAUUUCAUUGUGAUGAACUCAUGCGAUCAUUUCCGUGCUUCCGACGUUGAAUGGGAUCCAACCGGUAGAUAUUGUGUGACCGGUGUCAGUGCAUGGAAAGUGAAAGAAGACAAUGGUUAUAAUAUGUGGUCGUUCCAGGGGAAAAUCAUGAAACGUGUACUGUUGAAGAGCUUCGUUCAAUUUUUAUGGCGACCACGACCACCAACACUGCUUAGCGAACAACAACAAAAGGAAGUUAAGAAGAACCUCAAGAAAUACUAUCCACAAUUUGAGCAAAAGGAUCGCUUACGUAUGACACGUGCAUCCAAAGAAUUGCUCGAGAAACGGGCCACGUUGCGCGAACAAUUUAUGGAAUACCGUACCAAACGGAUUGAAGAAUGGAAGGAACAGAAACAAGCUAGAAUGGCACUACGUAAUCACUUGGAUACAGAUGAAUUGAAUCGAGACGAACUUGAAGAAGAAAUUGUUGAAGUUUUAAUCAAAGAAGAGACCACCAUCAUCGAGUAAAAAAACACACACGCUGGAACAACAAAUAUUUCGAUCGAUUCGUUGCAUGAAAUAAAUAACAACAAAAUAAGCAAAGGCGUGCAUAAAUCGACGGCAUAAAUUUAUUUUUAUUCUAUUGCGUAUUAAGUGAGAAAGAGAAGCUCUCAUUAGUUAAAACUAAAUAAAGGACAAUUUUUUUUCUUUUGAAACGAAACACACAAACAAAAAGAACAACAACAACAGCAUCAGUUAAUGAGAAAAUCACAAAUAAAAUCUUAGUGUAAUUAAAACAUUGAAAGUGUAGGAAAAGGGUGAUCAGUGAAUUGGAUUUAAUUGGAAUUUGCCGCUUGACAGCAACACAUUCAUUGAAUCCCACAAAAUCAUUUUUUUUACUAUUUUGAAAAAAUGCAGCCGACUCAUUACAACAGUUCCAUUUAUAAAUACAAUAUUAAACAAUGUAUAAAAGUAAUUUUCUUGUAAAAA
Messenger RNA from Sitodiplosis mosellana (orange wheat blossom midge), 2809 nucleotides. RefSeq names its product eukaryotic translation initiation factor 3 subunit B (gene eIF3b). The coding region runs from base 284 to 2347 and encodes 687 amino acids. Gene Ontology annotation, molecular function: translation initiation factor binding; RNA binding; translation initiation factor activity. The transcript is spliced from 4 exons. The record is from RefSeq and is a predicted model, not a curated record. NCBI's taxonomy places the organism in Eukaryota, Metazoa, Arthropoda, Insecta, Diptera, Cecidomyiidae. Gene Ontology annotation, biological process: translational initiation. Gene Ontology annotation, cellular component: eukaryotic translation initiation factor 3 complex.